AUGUUAAGCGAGAGCAUUGAGGAGCUUAUGCAGAAAAAGGAGGGGGAAGCAGAGGGUGACAUCUCAGAGACGGGUCAUGAAUCUCUGUGUGUAAAUUGUAGCAUAAAACAGGAGAGAAUUGAAAAGCUUCAGAAGUUGCGAUCGAAGCAAAGGAAGCGUAAUUUGAAGUUGCGAAAAGAGAAUAUAAACCUCCGAAAGUUAGUUGAAUAUUUGCGAAAAGAUUUGUCCUCUGAAGAAAGCAGCACUGACGAAGCAGAACACGAAACAUGUGAAGAUAUUGGUAUUUUAGACGAAGCAUGUCAUUUCGAUGAUGAAUUAAUGGGGAAUAGUUCGGAUGAUGAUUUAAGAGAGGAAACAAAAGAUCCAGACUGGAAUGCGAACAUGGAGGACGAAGAAGCUAACGCAUCAGAUGAUGACGAGCUUGGCGAAACGGAAGAUAAAAAUACAUCGGCCAAUAUGAGAUCGGCUGAUAGUGAACCAAAAUUUAUUGUGUUCUACAGUGUGUUGGUUUCAUUGUUCUCAUUGUUCUGUUUUGAAUGCAAGGCACAAUCACCAAGUGUUAAUGUCAAAAUGCAUGGAUCAAUGACAAUAGUGGAACAAACAUGCAAAUCAUGCAAAGGUUAUAGCUACGUAGAGGAGUCAACCAUUGGUCCUGGGAAAGUAUCCUGCUGGUGAUAUUUUACUGAGUUUUGCGACCCUGAUGUCUGAUGUACCACCCAUCUAUGCCACCGCUCGUGAAUACCUAAAUAAUCAAGCAGUGAGUCGUUAAUUCCACGUUCGCGAAUACCAAGGAUAUUAUAUACUUUUGUUGUGUAUAGCCGAAAUCGAUAAAAGACUCUAUUA
This is a messenger RNA of Dendronephthya gigantea, 843 nucleotides long. RefSeq lists its product as uncharacterized. Bases 1 to 675 code for a protein of 224 amino acids. NCBI's taxonomy places the organism in Eukaryota, Metazoa, Cnidaria, Anthozoa, Malacalcyonacea, Nephtheidae. The transcript has 3 exons. The record is from RefSeq and is a predicted model, not a curated record.